Molecule: messenger RNA, 1224 nt
Organism: Lycium ferocissimum
Lineage: Eukaryota; Viridiplantae; Streptophyta; Magnoliopsida; Solanales; Solanaceae
Exons: 3
Coding region: 1-1224 (407 amino acids)
Source: RefSeq, a predicted model, not a curated record
AUGCAGGCUAUGGAUGUAGAUGAUUCAAGUGAUUUGGAUGCGUCAAAUUGUGGCAAGGCUGUUGUAUUAUUUGAAAACGACAAUAACUCGAUUAUUUCCAACAUGGAUCAAAAGGAAGUUGUUGUGGAUCAAAUUUACAAGGAUAAGGAUACACUAAAAAUUGUUAUGGCGAAUUAUGCUAUUUGCAAACAAUUCAAUUUCAGGACUGAGAGGUCAAAUUCCAUAAGCUAUACACUUGUAUGUAUGUCGCCUGAAUGUGAAUGGAAAUUUCGAGCGUCGAGUAUUGAAAAAUCUGAAAUGUUCAGGGUUAGAUGUUUCCAUGACGAGCAUAGAUGCCCAUUGAAGGACAAAGUGUAUUCGCAUAGGCAAGCAACAAGUUGGUUUAUUGGGGCAUCAGCUGUUAAGCCAAAAAUAGCAAACCAUAAGAGGAAAUACAGCCCUCGGGAUAUAGUAGACGACGUCAAAAAUGAAUUUGGCAUAGAUGUUUCUUAUAUGAUGGCCUGGAGGGCUAGAGAAAAGGAAAUGAAUGAUUUGAGGGGGAAACUAGCCGAUUCAUACAAGAAAUUACCGGCAUAUGUGUACAUCUUGGAUAAAACAUAUCCUCGAUCACUCGUGAGAAUGUAUAAAUCACGUGAAAAUGAGUUCUUGUAUUUCUUUGUAGCACUCAAAGCAUUCAUCAAAGGGUUCAAGUGUUGUAGACCAAUAGUGGUAGUGGAUGGUUCCCACUUUAAAACCACAUAUAAUGGGACAUUCGUAUCAACCAGUACUUCAGAUGGUGCAGGUAAUAUUCUACCACUGACAUACGGUGUGAUAGAUUCAGAGAAUGAUAAAUUUUGGACGUGGUUCUUUGAGCAGUUCAAGCAAGCUUAUGGGAUUAGGGAUAACAUAUGUGUUGUAUCCUAUAGACAUGAAAGCAUAAUCAAAGCGGUGUCUAGGGUGUAUCCUAUUGUUCCUCAUUUGGCGUGCAUAUGGCGUUUAUGGGAAAAUGUGACAAAGAGAUACAAGUCGAAUGAUGAAGUAUUGAGUCCUGUGUUUUAUUCACUGGCAAAGGCAUACACACAGGAUGAGUUUCAUAAACUGGUGGAUAAGAUUGAGAAUGUUGAUAUUCGGGUAAAGGAAUACUUGGAAUUAGUUGGAAGGGAGAAAUGGGCUCGGCUGUAUUCACCUGUUAACAGAGGAUGGACGAUGACUUCCAACAUAGCCAAUGUAUUAAUGGAAAACUAG